This is a messenger RNA of Tetrahymena thermophila SB210, 153 nucleotides long. RefSeq lists its product as hypothetical. The coding region runs from base 1 to 153 and encodes 50 amino acids. The transcript has 2 exons. Lineage: Eukaryota; Ciliophora; Oligohymenophorea; Hymenostomatida; Tetrahymenidae. The record is from RefSeq and is a predicted model, not a curated record.
AUGUCUCUUCUAAUAAAGUUUUAUGCCAGUUUCCUACAAAAUGAACCUAAAAGCAGUAACAUUGCUAAUGAGCUAUUGCAAAGCGCUAAAACUUCUACCAGUGUCUUAUAUAAUUUGGUUACGGUCAUGGGUGUAAGUGAUAAGUUAUUAUGA